AUGGCAAUCCACCUCAAAGCCCUGGCCUUCCUAGCCAUAACCUCCACGCUUAGCGUCCUCCCAACCCCAGCCACCGCAUCCAAUGCCGGCACCGACACCAACCGCUUCGACUUUGUGAUCAUCGGCGGCGGAACAGCGGGGCUAGCAGUCGCAAGUCGACUCUCGGAAAUCCCAGAUAUAACAAUUGCCGUGGUCGAGGCGGGCAAGGAUGAAGGGAAUAACCCCAACGUUACGAGCGUUGCUGAGUACGGCGGGACGGCUGGGCAGGGGACGCAUAUUGAUUGGUCGUAUGAGACGGUCGAGCAGAGGUAUGCUGGUGGGAGGAAGAUUGGGUUCCAUGCUGGGAAGGCGUGGGGUGGGACGAGUACGAUUAAUGGAAUGACGUAUAUACGCGCUGAAAAAGCCCAACUCGACGCGUGGGAAACGCUCGGGAAUAAAGGGUGGUCUUGGGCCAGUUUAUGGCCUUACCAUCUGAAGAGUGAGCGGUAUGAGACGCCGACUAAGGCGCAAUUGGCCGCUGGGGUAUCCUAUGUUGAUUCAUACCAUGGACGCCACGGACCUCUCAAUGUGGCAUAUCAGUACGGACUCCAGAAUGGCUCAUUUGCGUCUCUGGCGAAGGAAACCUGGCAGACUUUCGGAAUGCCAUCUAACCCCGAUGUCAAUGGGGGAAACGUACGCGGCUUCUCGACCUGGCCGCAGACUCUUGACCGGGAGGCGAAUGCCCGGGAACAUUCUGCGCAGGCUUAUUACUAUCCCGUUAGGGACCGGUCUAAUCUCGUUAUAUUUAGAGGGCGAGUGGAUAGAAUAUCGUGGGCUGGAACCAACGGGAGCAAAGCAUUAGCAGAGGGGGUCGAAUAUACCACAGAAGACGGUAGGGCUGGGACUCUGUAUGCGGAGAAAGAGGUCAUUGUUUCGGCUGGGGCUGUUCGAACGCCGGCUAUAUUGGAGCUUUCUGGAGUUGGGAAUCCAGAGCUAUUAAAACAACUUGCUAUCCCCGUCAAAGUGUCCCUACCAUCCGUCGGCGAAAACGCCAUAGACCAACCAAACAGCUUCAUCAGCUACUCCAGCACCAAAAACUUCACCGGAAUAGCCCCAUACGUAACCUACAUGACAGCCUCCGACGUCUUCGGGCCGGAGACACAACGCGUCGCAGACGAAAUCUCCUCGCGGAUCAAAUCCUGGGCUGAACAAGUCUCAGCAGGCAGCCCAGGAGGGGGACUCCCCGCCUCUGCAAUCGAACACCAAUACCGCGUGCAGCACGAUCUCAUAUUCAGCCAGGACGUCGCGAUUACCGAAAUCCUAACGACGAGUUUGGGACCGCUUGUUGGGACGGCGUUUUGGAUUUCCCUUCCGUUCUCUAGGGGGAGUGUGCACAUCCAUUCGUCUGAUCCGGGUGUUCAUCCUUCUCUUGACCCUAAUUACCUCAUGGCGAAUUGGGAUAUUGUGUUCCAGAGGAGGAUUGCUCAACUUGUAUCCAGGUAUUGGGAUACGGAGCCUGUGCGUUCUUUGGCUGGACAGCGUAUUCAGCCGGCGGUUGGGGAUCUGCCAGCGAAUGCUACAGACGAGGAGUGGGAUAAGUGGAUUGAGAGCUCAUUGUCUCCCAACCAGCAUUUGGUUGGUACGGCGUCGAUGCUUCCUAAGGAGCUCGGGGGUGUAGUUGAUACUAAUCUUGUUGUCUAUGGUACUGAGAAUGUAAGGGUUGUUGAUGCGUCUGUCUUACCGGGCCAGAUUAGUGGGCAUCUCACCAGUCUCAUAUAUGCGGUUUCGGAGAGGGCGGCGGAUAUCAUUAAGGAGACGCUUUAG
Aspergillus puulaauensis is the source of this 1803-nucleotide messenger RNA. RefSeq names its product GMC family oxidoreductase. The transcript is spliced from 4 exons. Lineage: Eukaryota; Fungi; Ascomycota; Eurotiomycetes; Eurotiales; Aspergillaceae. Bases 1 to 1803 code for a protein of 600 amino acids. The record is from RefSeq and is a predicted model, not a curated record. Gene Ontology annotation, molecular function: flavin adenine dinucleotide binding; oxidoreductase activity, acting on CH-OH group of donors.